UGGGCUAAACCGCAGCAGAAUCAACUCCAGGCAACUUUAUGAACUAAUUUGUGGUUGGUGAACACUGAUGAAAUCCACCAGGAUGGUCACUGGGGAUUAUAUCUGCAUAACAGUUCGCGGAGGAGCGCCUUGGGGUUUCGUUCUGCAAGGUGGCAAAGAAUUUCAGCUACCAUUGCAGAUCUCUGAGGUUGAUGAAGGGAGCAAAGCUGCCAGCGCUGGACUCUGUAAAGGAGAUGAAGUGGUGUCUUUAAAUGGAGAGCCCUGUGCAGAUUGGGCUCUCUCUGAAGCCAUGGCACUUAUAGAUGGCUCUGCUGACACCCUACAAGUGCUUGUCAAAAGGUGCGGUGUACACGAGCUCUCGGAUCCCAGUUCGGAGAAGAUGUAUUUUGAUGAAAGCAUACCCAACGAGGGCCUGGCAAGCACCACUCUCCAGAUCUGGCCGUCCCGUGGGGCUCCACCUCCAAGAGAGCUUUACAUCUCUGAGUCCCAGGAUGAAGCCUACUACGGUGAAACGGAGAGUGACACGGACCUCUCCUGUGCAACCAGGCAGGCCCGGGCCAAAUCUCCAAACAGGGAGAAAGACCACCUCAGAGAACGUAGCAGCCUGGAGACAUCUUGCAGGGGAGCAAAGCAGGGGGCGGUAACACCUGGAACAGUGGUGGAGCUGCAGUUAUCCUUUUCAGAUCACAACCAAGGAGACCCCUCCGUAACACCAGGCAGCAACCCUUGGGGGGAGAAACACAGCACUUUAGGGGGCCUGCAGAAGGACCGCAGCUUAGACAUCAGUUUGGGCGGUUCCAAGACUGAGUUGCUUCACACCACAGCGGUCCAGUCCUUUUGCCUCCCUCGGAACAGGGGGGAUAUCACAGACCAAGGGCAAGGGAGAGAACCGGUGAGCUCUUCAUCCUCCCUCGGCCAGGUGGAGGUCACCCUCGAGCACCCCAGGGAAGGAAAGCGGUGGGGGGAGAUAGUGGUCUGCAGGACUGAGUCCAGCCUAAGUGGGUGUGUUGAUUCUCAAGAGGAAGGAGGGCACAUUGAAGCACCUCCUGCUUCUGUCUCCUUUGGAAUUUCAUCAGAGGGUGCAGAGCAGGCAGAGGAGUGGGACUCAGAAUCAGAGUGGGAUCACAGCAGACCCAACAAGCACCGGCCGAGGCACUCUAGGCUAAGGCGCAGUGAGAGCCUGUCUGAGAAGCAGGUGAAAGAGGCCAAGUCUAAAUGUAAGCGCAUUGCUCUGCUGCUGACUGCAGCACCUAAUCCCAACAACAAGGGGGUGUUGAUGUUCAAGAAGCACCGGCAGAGGGCCAAGAAGUUUACACUAGUCAGCUACGGGACAGGAGAGCAGGAGCCAGAGGAGGAGGCAGACGAAGAAGAAGAAGAAGGUGACGAGGACGACGCAAUUGAGGUUACCCUUCUGGCCACUAGUGAGUCGGAGAUUGACGAGGACUUUUUUACGGAUGCUCGGGGCCGCACUCGUAUAGUGACAUUCGACUGGGACACCGGAUUACUAGAGAUUGAGAAGAAGCUCGACAACCAGGAAGAGAUGGAGCGUUUGCCUGAGACCAAAGGCAAAGGGGCACUGAUGUUUGCCAAGCGCAGGCAGAGGGUGGAUCAGAUCACGGCUGAACAGGAAGAAAUGAGGAGGAAGGGGAUACCAGUGGAAGAUCCUCAUGAACCAGCCACAACAGAGAGUGCACAGGUUACACAGCACACCUCUCACCAAGAAAACUUCUACACACAAUCCAAAGCAGAGAACCAGACCCAUGUGAGCCAGGGAUACAUUGAUGUUAAUGUUCAAAAACAACAGCAACAACAUCAUCAGCAGCAAUAUAGCCUUUCUCAGAGCGUGAAUGGAGUGGUACAUCACCAAACCAAUGAUAUGCAGAAAUCUAGUGUUACCAACAGAACAGCCAGACCCUUCACAGGGGUUCAGAAUAGAAUGGCAGCACCCUUUUUGCCUAGUAAAAGUGUAGCCAGUCCAGUAUCAGACCAACCAAGUUACUCAGACAACAAAUACAGGGUGGUUCUUCCCCCAGUUCCCGUGAAUGCUCAACCCCAGGUUUGGUCACCGACAGGUUUUGGAGAGCAAAUAGCAUCUCGAGAUGAAAGGAUAUCUGUUCCCGCUAUCAAAACUGGGAUCCUUCAAGAGACCAGGAAGAAAAACACAGCUAAACCUAUGUUUACAUUUAAAGAGCCCCCAAAAGUCUCACCCAACCCAGCACUUCUCAAUCUCCUCAACAAAGGGGACAAGCGCCAUCCCCUGACAGGAUUUGAGUCAGGCCCUGAAGAAGACUAUCUCAGUCUAGGUGCCGAGGCAUGCAAUUUCUUGCAGUCCCCUGCUAUCAAGCAGAAGACUCCUCCUCCUGUUGCUCCAAAACCCACCAUCAAUCCAGCCUCCCCUCCUUGGUCUCCUGCACCUGCAACUGCAAACCAGACUCCUCCUUCCCAACCACCACUAAAUGAAGCCCCCACUCCUGCUCUGAAUCCUGCUCAAGCCCCUCCACAACAACAUCCGCCAUCAGAAAGAACAUGGACCCCUCCCCAAACUCAGGCACGAAACCAGCAACCUGCUAGUACCUGGAGUCAGCCUCAGAAUCAAGCCACGGCCCAGCAAAAACCUGCUAACGUAUGGAGUCCACCUCAGCAACAGCAGUUGCCAGUAAGUACCUGGACCCCAGCUCAAACUCAUUCCCCAUCUCAACAGCCAGUUAAUAUGUGGAGUCAGCCACAACCUGCGCCCAAUGCUUUUGUGUCUCUGCCAGCACCCCGCUCAGUGGCCUCAGCCUACACACAUACAUCAAAAACACCACCUUCCACUCCGAUUGGUAAUGUGGCUUCAGCUGGGGGCAUGGGGCCAGCUUUUGAGAUGCCAGCUUUGAGAGGAAGAGGUGCUGAGCUUUUUGCCAAGAGGCAGUCUCGGAUGGAGAAGUUUGUGGUGGACUCCUCCACCGUCCAGGCCAGUAAACCCAGAUCCAUAUCACCAACUCCCUCUUUGCCUAGCUCUUGGAAAUAUUCAUCAAACAUCCGAGCACCUCCUCCUCUGGCGUACAACCCCAUCCAAUCACCCUCCUAUCCCCCGGGGGCUAUUAAAAGUCAGCCUCAGAGUCAGACAGGGCCCACAGGAAAGACCAAGACCAAAGGGAAAACCACCACCAAAGUCCUUCAUGCUCUUGAUGUCAUGAAGCAUCAACCUUACCAGCUAAACUCUGCCCUCUUCACCUACGGCCCAGUCUCUGACCCAAAAGGCCCUCCACCUAAAGCCUUCUCUGCCCCACCAAAGCAACCCCCUGAAUAUGAUGCGGUAGCCCCGAUGAAGCCAGCUGGACAGGUGAAUGCUACGUAUUCUGUCUCCCAUCAUCAGCCCUAUAUGGCCAGAGAAUCCUCCCAUGGGUUGCCUGUUUCUUCACCUGUCACACAUGAUGGUUCCUUCAGCCCAGCUGCUAAUACCUACGUAGGGCCCACCACUGGCAGUUCUUUGUUUAUAGCGCCACGACCUAAGUUCUCAGCCAAAAAAUCCGGAGUAGCAGCCAAGGUGUGGAAGCCAGCUACGGUGGAAUAGAAAUAUUGUUUGCUGAAAAGCAACCUACACUUUGCUUGAAGUAACACGAUAUGGAUUGAUAACAGAAAGGCAAUUGGUGACAUAUACAUUAUGUCCCUAGCAGUGUGGACUUUUAUUUUUAUUUAUUGUUUUUAUUUUUAUCUAGCUGACCAUUGCCAUUUACUACUGAGAAAAGUAUUUCAUAUUUUCAUAUGAAUAAUCUGGAACCUUCAGUUCUGUGCAACUGUCUUGUCAUUCACGAUUCAAUAUUACAAUUCAAAAUGACAAAGAUGGUGUUAACAAAAAAAACUAAUUUCAUAAUAUGAUACCCUAAGGGGUACCAGCUAAUCAAGAUACUGUACCUGCCUGUGUUUAUUGAUGUGCGGUAUUUUCUAUGAUCCAAUGUUUCUGUGCAAAAAGAAACUUCUUUAGAACACCACCUCAAGCAACCCCUUUUAUGGAGGGGGUUAUGAAACUUGCCAAGUCAAAUUCUUAUACAUAUAUAUGUUCCAAAUAUAGCUUAAGACAUUUUUUCAAAUCACCUGAAUUUCCUGUAAGUGGUAAGUCAAAAUGGGGUUUGGUUUUUCAAGCAAAGUGAAUGUUGCUUUUUGACUUUUUUUGCUCUAUCUUCAGAAAGUCAUUUUUUUUUCUUUUUACCCAUACUUUUUAUGGUAGGCUAUUGCACUAACAAGAUAAUUUUGUAAAACCUUGUAGUAUCAGCAGCCAAGCCUUAAAAUUAAAGAGCUGAUUCAGUAGAGUUUGUUUGUGAAAUACAGCAGUUGAUAGUACCUUUUCAGUUGUUCUCAUAAGUGGUCAAUCGAAGACUGAAACAUUUAAUGUUUACAGUGAUUCAUAAGUAUACCCUUACAUGCGUGCAUGAAGGGGCACUUUUGUAUGCAUUCAAUUAAUUCAACUUAUAAAUAUAUGCAACAUGUAUCGUUGCUGAAUUGACAUAAAAAUGGGAAUCAGUAUUGAUUCACAAGCUAAAAUACCCUCUGUUAAUUAAACAGAGAGAAUGUGUUUUUUGAAUGUUGAAGAAAGAUGUAGGUGAGAGAGGGACACUGCGAAAGUAAAUGAUGCAUAGAAGAGAAAAUGUUAUUAAGGAAAAUGCUGUAGUGCUUGAGGGGUUUUUUCUCCAUGUGUAACAAAGGAAAAUUUGUCCAUUUGGUUUUUGUUUCUUUGUUUGUUUGUUUGUUUGUUUGUUUGUGUUUUGUUCCGAUGUGUUUGUUUAUGUAAGUAGGAAAAAAAUUGAGAGAAACAGAUUAGAUAGUAGACUUUGGGUGGCAGAUAUAGAAUGUAAGAUUACAGAUAACGUUAGCAAUUUUAUUUUGCUAAAACACAUUUACUUACUGCAUAAGAAUGUGAAACAAAUUAAAAAUGUCUUAUAUAAUUAAUUGUUAGGGCCAUAACUAGUGGAGGUGGAAUAUCUUUGGAUUGGUCUCAUCCAGAUCGCAUUAUGAUUUUGUGCAAUUUUCUUUCAAUUCAUUACACCCUACUUGAGAAAUGUGCUGUUACUUGGACCUUUUGCUAGCCUGACGUGUAGUAGGACACCCCUAAAUUUAACCUGUAAUGUGCAUUCAUUUUGCUUAUCUGUUUAAUGGGUCUAGGUGGAGGAGUGGGAGGGGGGUUGUGUUUCUCUGGUUGUCCUAGUGACCCAGGGCUUCCCAGCUAUGGCCCUCACAUUUUAGUGUAAGGAUACCAAGAGAAGAAAAUCUUUUAUUCUUCCUUGUAUGAGCUUCUUCAGUACUUUUAUUUUUUUUUUGUGAUUUCACCUUGCAUUGUUUUCACUCAAUCUCAACAACCAAGGUGACAAAGGCAACAGAGGUAUAAAAGUCAUAGUGAAACAUUAUCUAUCCAACAAACAAAAAAAAACAGCACAAAAAAUACAAGUGGUUCUAAACCAAAGCAAAGAAAAAAGCAGCAAUUUGGACAGAACUGUUGUCUUUUUCCUCUUGAUUUUCUUGUAUGUGUUUUCUUCCAUGGUGCACUUUCUGUAAGCUUCUUCACUGUACUAUUAAAAAUCACCUUUAUCCAUU
Lepisosteus oculatus (spotted gar) is the source of this 5571-nucleotide messenger RNA. RefSeq names its product synaptopodin-2. Gene Ontology annotation, biological process: positive regulation of actin filament bundle assembly. Lineage: Eukaryota; Metazoa; Chordata; Actinopteri; Semionotiformes; Lepisosteidae. Gene Ontology annotation, molecular function: actin binding. The record is from RefSeq and is a predicted model, not a curated record. Gene Ontology annotation, cellular component: Z disc; actin cytoskeleton; nucleus.